Clonostachys byssicola is the source of this 3390-nucleotide messenger RNA. The record is from the annotation of a GenBank genome assembly. NCBI's taxonomy places the organism in Eukaryota, Fungi, Ascomycota, Sordariomycetes, Hypocreales, Bionectriaceae.
AUGGCGGGACGAGUACGGCAACCCAUUGACGAGCGGGCGUUUACCGCGUACCUCUCCAACAAUGUGCCCGAGAUCAAGACGCCGAUUGAGCUGAAGCAGUUCGGUUUCGGCCAAUCCAACCCGACAUAUCAGAUCACGGCGGCCGACGGCCAGCGGUUCGUCAUGCGCAAGAAGCCCCCCGGGAAGCUGCUGUCCAAGACGGCGCACAAGGUCGAGCGCGAGUACCGCAUCAUGCACGCGCUCGAGAAGACGGACGUGCCCGUGCCCCGCACGUACUGCCUGUGCGAGGACGAGAGCGUCAUCGGCACGCCCUUCUACAUCAUGGAGUUCCUCGACGGGCGCAUCAUCGAGGACUUCACCCUCCCCGGCGUGGAGCCCGAGGUGCGCAGGGAGAUGUGGCGCCAGGCGGUGCUGACGCUGGCCAAGCUGCACGCCGUCGACUUCCGCGAGGUCGGGCUCGAGAGCUUCGGCAAGGGCUCGGGCUUCUACAACAGGCAGAUCAAGACGUGGAUCACCAUCUGCGCGAGCCAGUCCAGGGCCGUCGACGUGGAGACCAAGGAGCCCGUGGGGCAGCUCCCGCACUUUGACGAGACGGUGGACUUCUUCAAGGAUGAGAAGUGGCAGCCUCGGGACCGGGCGACGCUGGUGCACGGCGACUUCAAGAUUGAUAAUUUGGUCUUUCACAAGACGGAGCCGCGGGUGAUUGGUAUCUUGGAUUGGGAAAUGUCGACCGUCGGCCACCCGCUCUCUGACAUCUGCAACUUCCUGACCAACUUCUUCACCGCCAGGCACGCCGGCGCCACGCCGAAUGACACCUCCGGCUUCCUCCCAGGCCGCACGCCGGGCCUGCCCCAGCCGGAGGAUAUCCUGGGCUGGUACAGCGGGGAGGCUGGAUGGGACCCUUCCCCGGACAUGGGCUGGGGCAUGGCGUUCAACAUCUGGCGGCUGGCGGCGGUCUGCCAGGGCAUCGCGGCGCGGUAUGCGGCGAGGCAGGCCAGCAGCGAGAAGGCUAAAAAUUACGUGGUGACGGUGAAGCCGCUGGCUAGGUGUGCUUGGACUCUGGCGAAGGAGGUGAGGGACGGGAAGUCGAUGGCAAAUAUACGACCUCACUAUACUCUCAUCGCACCUCACCGUGACGCCCUGGCGAGGGAGACAGCUCAGGCGGCCUGCGCGGCCAUGUCGACCAGACGGAGGAUACAGCUGGUCCAGCCCGAUGAGCGACGUCCGCUGUUGACCAGCCGAGACUCAGAUCGCAUCGAGGGUGCUGAGGGGGCCAGCGAUCCCCUCUACAGCUGCCGGACCGACCCGCACUCCCAUUUGCCCGUCUACACUAACAUCCAUCGCAUCCGACGUGAUAUUAUCAGCGUCGUCGAGGAUUACCUGAGUCUGACCCAGCUCACGGAUGUGCGUAUCAACGUGACCGUUGUCCGUCCACUGGUCGACAAGUUUUAUGAGCUUGACGAUAUUUCUAUCGUUUACUGUCUGUUGGUCAACAGAGCCCAGUUUCUGGAAGAGCAGGCUAGCCUGACCAAUCGGCAAAAUGUCAAUUGGACGCGAGCCACGCUCUGCGAGCUCAUCGCAACACGAAUUCUUCGGCGCUUCAACGAAGACUAUGAGGGAAGCGAGGGCCUCCUCCUCCUCUCUCAUAUCCUCGUGGCUGGUUUCGAGCCUUUCCAGAAUGCGCCUCCCCAGAUCCGUGAAGAGGCUUCCCGGAACACGUCCUGGUCCCAGCGCACUCUGCCGUCUCUCGAGGUGGCCAUCCUGACUGAGAGCAAACACUUCCUCAGCUCGACCACGUGCCAAAAGGUGGUGAGUGCCAUCUACGAUGGUCGCAUUAUCUACACCCCUUCGACCUUUUGGGACAUCAUCCCCGAUCAUUACAAGCAGAAGCCAAUCUCCCUCUACGACCCGCGUGAAUCUCCGUUGCUGAACCAGUAUCGUCUUAUUGUUCCCCGGACGAGAAGCUUCCUCGAGUCCAUCCAGUUUUCUAUUCUUCUCACUCUCUACGUCUGUGUUAUGAUAAAGAAAAGAAAGGACGAGAUAGCUUUUCUUGAAGUUUGCUUUGCUGUGUACGCAUUUGGCUGGGGACUGGAUCAGUUUGCUACUAUUCUUGCUCAUGGUUGGAACGUAUACACGCAGAAUCUCUGGUCUUUUCUUGACGUGGCAUUUAUACUCAUCUAUUCAAUUUACAUGGUGCUGCGGCUGCAGGGCCAGCGAACGGGUGACUUGGGAACAGCAGAGCAAGCGUUUGACGUCCUUGCGCUCGGUGCCCCUGUUGUGAUUCCUCGGCUUGCUUUCACUCUGUUGUCUGAUAAUCUCAUCUUCUUGUCGCUUCGAUCUAUGAUGGCCGACUUUUUUGCCCUCACCGCGCUGUCUGCUUGGUGCUUCUUUGGAUUUUUGCUCUCAUUGCUCUGGCUUGGCGAAAACGCCCACUCCAUUACGAAGAUAUCCUCUUGGAUGAUUUACAUUUGGUUCGGACUUGAUGGUGUUGGCAUAGAAAGAUCUACACAUUUGCUAACUCCCCCCCCGUCUGAAUUUCAUCGAUUCCUCGGCCCAAGUCUGAUGGUCGCAUUUGCAUUCCUUGGGAACACUCUAUUUUUAACAAUUCUUGUAUCUAUGCUGUCAAACACAUUCAGCACAAUCUCCUCCAACGCUGUUGCUGAAAUGCAGUUCCGCCGAGCUGUAUUGACUUUGGAGGGUGUCAAGGCCGACGCUGUAUUCGCAUACCAGCCCCCUUUCAAUAUCCUCGCCGUUUUCCUCUUCCUACCACUGAAAUUUGUCGUCAGCCCCCGAUGGUUUCACAAGAUUCAUGUUGCUACCGUCAAGUUCAUUAACCUACCUGUGCUUCUCCUCAUUGCUAUUUAUGAGAGACGGUUGCUAUGGUCCACCCACCGCGGGAAUGCUCGGACUCAAAAGUCUUUUUGGCAAAGGUGGCAUCUAUCUGCCAGCACGAAUUUACGUGGAGUCUUUCAGAUCCCACCUCCUGAGGAUAUCUUCGAAGACAUUGCCGUUGAUGACGAUUUGACACGGCACCUGAUCCGGCGACAAUUCAUGAGACAGACUAGUUCUGCGAACGAGUCGCGGAAAGCUCCGCAGACCCCGUCGAGACGGGACUCCAUGUUCCCUGGAAUUAGGAAGAGGUUACGUGGUUCCUUUGCUGAGACGGAGGAGUUUGAUGGAGUGUCCGCUCGUUUGGACUCGAUGGAGAAGUCCAUGAUGAGGCUUGAAGGGCUUGUCUUCAGGCUUUUGGAGAGGGAGGGGACGGCGGUUGCGGAAAAUGAGGGAAUGGAAGGCUCCAGUGACAGUAUGCUGACUGGCGAGAGCACCGCUGGCUUCACAGCCGAGCCCUCCUUUUACGGCGCGACGCAGUCGGAAGACGUUUCGGACUGA